Corythoichthys intestinalis (scribbled pipefish) is the source of this 5274-nucleotide messenger RNA. Its product is annotated as gastrula zinc finger protein XlCGF57.1-like. The coding region runs from base 120 to 1574 and encodes 484 amino acids. The record is from RefSeq and is a predicted model, not a curated record. NCBI's taxonomy places the organism in Eukaryota, Metazoa, Chordata, Actinopteri, Syngnathiformes, Syngnathidae. The transcript is spliced from 2 exons. Gene Ontology annotation, cellular component: nucleoplasm. Gene Ontology annotation, biological process: regulation of transcription by RNA polymerase II. Gene Ontology annotation, molecular function: DNA-binding transcription repressor activity, RNA polymerase II-specific; RNA polymerase II cis-regulatory region sequence-specific DNA binding.
AAGAAGAACAUCUCGUUGCUUCUGAGAAGCUUUGCGGCGGCCAAGUUUAGCUUAGCUUAAAACUGUAACAGAGGCGUUCUUUGCCAAGCAGUCAUUAAGCGCGAGUCUCUCGUGUGAAAAUGUGCACGAGUAGGACAGCAGAAUUCAAGCUGGACGAGGAACUUUGUGGGGUAAAAGAUGAGCCACGACCUCAAUUAUUGGACGUCGUUUUCAACAAGCAGGAUCGGGUUGUAUACAAAGCAGAUGUCCAGCAGCUGAUUGGUUGUCAGGAUGGCCAUUUCCCUCAGCUGCAGUGGAGGGGCUCCAGUUUGGAGCAGGCGCAACCACAGUUCCCCAGAGUGAAAGAGGAAGAAAAUCCUGGACACCCCGACAUUAAAGAGGAAGAGGAUGAUCCGGAACACCCUCACGUUGAAGAUGAUGAUCUGCAGCCCACCUGUGCAAAAAAGAAAGAGGAGGAGGCAGACAUCAAGUUGUCACUGCCUGGUGUCGCCGUGAAAAGUGAAGAUGAGUACAAACUAACUGAGUGGCCACAGCUUCACCGUCAUAGUCCAAAGGGAGAGCCCCAUGGAGGACCACCACCAGACAACCUCAUAGCUCCUCUGUCAGACAGUGACAAUAUGGAAGAACCUUCGGGGAGCCGUGUAAACUGCCAAGGUCAUGUCAAACAGCCCAUGUGCUUUCAAAACGAGACGACUCUUGGCAACAAGGUCAUUUCACAAAGAGGCCAAAAAACUCUAAUCAGCUCAGAUUGUGGUAAAAGUAAUGAAAAAUCAGCAUUUAUUAGACAUAUAAGAAAUAACACAGGAGAAACACACUUGACUUGCUCAGUUUGCAGUAAAAAAUUAUCUAAAAAAACUGAUUUGAAAAGACACAUGAGAACACACAGAGGAGAAAAACCCUUUAGUUGUUCAGUUUGCAGUAAAACAUUCUCUCAAAAAGUAAGUUUAGUGAGACAUGUGAGAGUACACACAGGAGAAAAACCCUUUAGUUGCUCAGUCUGCAGUAAAAAAUUCUCCCAAAAAACAGAUUUGGUAAGACACAUGAGAGCACACACAGGAGAAAAACCCUUUAGUUGCUCAGUUUGCAGUCAAAUGUUCGCUCAUAAAGGAAAUUUAGUAUCACACAUGAGAAUACACACAGGAGAAAAACCCUUUAGUUGCGCUUUCUGCGGUAAGAAAUUCUCUCAAAAAUCAGAUUUGGUAAGACACAUGAGAGCGCACACAGGAGAAAAACCCUUUAUUUGCUCAGUUUGCAGUCAAACUUUCGCUCAUAAAGGAAAUUUAGUAUCACACAUGAGAACUCACACAGGAGACAAACCCUUUAGUUGCCAAGUGUGCAGUCAUACGGUCUCUCCAAAAGGAAAUCUAGAAAUGCAUAUGAGAACACAUACAAGAGAAAAACCCUUUUGUUGCUCAAUUUGCAGUAAAACAUUCUCUCAUAAAAUGGAUUUGGUAAGACACAUGAGAAAACACACAGGAGAAAAACCCUUUAGUUGCGCAGUUUGCAGUCAAACAUUUUCUUUAAAAGGAAAUCUGGUAAAACAUGAGAAAACACACAUGAGAAAAACCCUUUAGUUACUCGGUUGCGGUCAAACAUUCUCGCAUUAGAAAAUCUUAGCACACAUGGGAACAGGAAAUUAAAAAAAAAAAAAAAAAAAAAAAAAAAAAAAAAGGUUUCGUAGGUAAAACCCUAACUAAACACCUUAAGGCAGGGACGGGCAAACCGGUCCUAGAUAGUCAUUGUAUAGUACUUCCCUGCCAUUUAUCAUCAGCUAUGUUUGUCGUUGUUGUAAAGCACUUUUAGGACCCUUUUUUUUUUUUUUUUUUUAAAGGGCUAUAAAAAUCGAUUUGUUUGAUUUCAACCCUACUUUGAUAACCCAACCCUAGUUUGAAACCGUGAUCCUAGUUUCGAACCCUCAUUUGAAUGAUGAACACUAACUUAAAUAAGUAACUAUGGUUUUUAAACUUCUUUGGAACACUAACCCGAGUGUGAAACCCUAACCCUAGAAUGAAACCCUAAAACCGAACCAGCACAUGAUUUAACUGUACUGUUAAAAUAAAAAAAGACAGUAAAAGGUUAAGCAAAAUACUGUAAAAAUAGCUAUGGUAGUAUACUGUAAAACCAAGACUGUUCUUUUACUGAAUUAAUAACAUUGAAUAAAUAUGUCUGAUUUACUGUGAAGAUAAAUAAGCGAAAAUUUUCAAAGAAAAAUAUUGUAAUUUUAAAGAAGUCAUGAAAAUUUCAAUUUUACGGUAUUACUCCUUUUAUGCAUAAAAUUUUUAGCUUUACUAUGUGUGUAUUAUUGUAUGUAUUUUUUGUGAUGUCUCCUGGUAUGGGUCAAGAGCUGAAACGGAAUUUCGUUAUGCACUGCAUGAUGACAAAUAAAUAUUCUAUUCUACUUGGUCCAAAAUACAUUUUCUUGAGAAGAAUUAGUGAAUUAAAGAAAUCUGUUGAUUGUUAGCCACACACAAAAUUUUUUUCCCCCCACGCAUUGUCUGACAUUGAUAGACGUCCAACAUCGCGUCUAUUUUCAUCCUUCUGCUGUGAAUUGAAAUGCUUUUAUCACUAGCAGACGUCCAGUCCAUUUGAAGUGGGAGGGUGGUUGCAAAUAAAGGAGCGUUCAAGUUAGCGUCAUCAAUGUCAGCCAAUGCGUUUUUUAAAAAAAUGUUUUAAUUUCUCUGGACAAGAUGCACCCUAUCACAGGGGUCCCCAUCCGCCAGGCCGCGGACCGGUACCGGUCCGUGGCAUAUUUGCUACCUGGCCGCACAGAAAUAAUAUUUUAUUAACGACCGCAUUCUGGCCGAAUUAACUUUGGCCUGUGCCCCUGCUUAACACAUCCAUAUCCCUGUUUACUCUAGAUACAAUACUACAGUAUAGAUUAGAAUGUCGUCAUCACACCCAUCACUCGCACUAAGCUCCGAACCUUGGGGGACCGAGCCUUCGCCGCUGCUGCUCCCUCACUCUGGAACUCACUCCCAAAACCCAUCAGGAACUCGGACUCAUUACAAAACUUCAAAUCACUCCUAAAAACCCACCUGUUCAAACUAGCUUUUCCCACCUCUUAAUUCUUUAUUUUGUCUUUGUGUUAUGUUAUGUAAAGCGUCUUUGAGUGUCCAAAAAAGCGCUAUAUAAGUUUGAGGUAUUAUUAUUAUUAUUAUUAUUGUCAUAGAAAUCCAUUGCAAGCAGUACAUCUUGUUUUGUAUAUAUAAUAUAUCUAUGUGCGCAUGUACUCCAUAAUAACGUAUAACUAGGCCGCGAGCGCCGCACAUUUGUUCCUCCACACGAGCGAAAAUGACUGGAAAACAGACAACUUUGGAGAGAUUUUUUACAGCGAAAAAGGGCACCUGACGAGCCAGAAGAUGAGCCUACAACCUCGAAGACCCACAAACUGCGAAAGAGUGGUUUCGUGACCCGUUUGUGAAUAAACCGAGUGAUUCGAGCAUGUCAGUGCAACAGGAGGAUCCGCUUGUAGAGAUCGCAAAUGACAGCUACCUUAAACGUACACUUGAGACAAAGUAAUUCCGAAAUAUCCUGACAGCGCUACCAGAACACUGAAAACCUUGCUACAAUUUCCAACAUCGCAUCUUUGUGAAGCGGGCUUCCUAAUUAAUGCUUAACGACAUGGCGAAGGCAUUAACGGUGAGAGAGCGGUGUGUAGCUAACAUGGCAGGAUGGGUCUGAGGAGAACUUUUCUACAUGUCCAUCCACGAUCAAACGUAAGUCAAUAUUCCUUUCUUUUAAGAAAGUUUGUAGUGUUUGCUUUGGAAUCGCUGCAUUCGCGGCCAUUUUUAAUGUUACGCGCAUGCCCAGAACCGCAUAGUUGCAGUUUUUGAUGGGUUGCAAUAUUUGUCAAAACACCGGUCAGUGAAAAAAAGACCCAAAUCACACCGGUCCGUGGUGCAAAAAAGGUUGGGGACCCCUGCCCUAUCACCAAUGAGGUUAACACUCGUUAGACGUCAAAACCAUUUGAACGGGGAGGGUGGCUCCCCACUUUUCCAUGUUGUAGAGUGAAUGUAUCAUGCUUCUGUUAGCAUGAGGAUGGGAAAUCGACUUUUACAUUGAAAUGCGAGAUGAUUUAGGUUCUUUUUUUCACAACUAGAAUACUGUUUUUCCAGAGAAUGUCUAGAUUUCCUUGAUUCACCUACCUGUGGUAAUAUAUUAAAGAUAACGCCAUGUUUAACAUAUUUUGUUCCAAUGUUCUAAGUGGUAGUUCCAAAUUUGUUUUGUCACAUUGACAUAUAAAAACACUUCUGUUUCCCAAAAAGUUUGGGAUUGUCAUCACGACUUCUAAAUUCUAUUUUCUACUUUUCUUUACCGUUGCACUUUCUAAUGCUUAUAUAUAUGUGUGUGUACAUUUUCCUUUUUAUUUUAUAGACUUAGUUUGACCUGAAACACAAAUAAAUGACAUUUAACAAAUAUUUCCUCCAUAAUUAAACUAAAUUUUGAAUAUAGCCUCUAAUUUUAGCAAAACCAAACCUGUACCUCUUUAGAGGCAUUUUUCAUUUUGGACCCAAGCAAAACAAAAUGAUUACAAAACAGAAAAAACAUUUUAUGAUUUUCCUCAACAUGGUGUAAUAUAUAACAAUAACAACUUAAUCCUCUUUGAUAAAGAAAAUCACAUUAUUUAUUGAACAAUUGGUGAAAUUGGUGUCAUGGUUCAUUGUUUACACCUAACAUUUUAUAGAUCAGUGGCCUGUGAUGGUUGGUUGUGCAGCAAGGUUUCCCCAAGGACCAUGAGCAGCUGAAAAAAUGGAUGGCAACGGUCAGUCAUCAAAACAUGAAAUAAAAGGGUUUUUUGUUUGUUUGUUUGUUUUUUGCUAUUUAAAAAUGGGCUUAGUGCCCACAGCCAGCAGGCACCAGCAGCUGUCCCCAGAAGCAGCAGCAUGAUGUGGAUCAUGAAAAUGUAACCUAAAAAAAAUUAUAUACAUUAAAUUAGUUUUUUAUUAUAGAUUUGUGACUAUUAUUUGUUGACAUCGCUUUUCAAUCUAUAUACAUCUCUAAAAUAUAAUAAUGUCAAACAUUUUGGUGUAAAUAAAUAACACAGGUUGUCAUGCAUUGACUUGGUACUCUUUCAUGAGGGGGAUACCUUACUUCAAAGCUUACAAAAUCGAGCUAAUAACCACGUAUAAGCCGGUCGUCUACCAAUGCUCACAAAUACGCAGACUCAGCUUAAAAAGUAAAAGGAAAUCGCUCGUCAACCAAGAUAAAAUAUAAUUACACCACGCACCUACAAAUAAAGCUCAACAUAUACAUCAUAAAGUGCCUUUGAUACAA